Molecule: messenger RNA, 5201 nt
Organism: Paramormyrops kingsleyae
Lineage: Eukaryota; Metazoa; Chordata; Actinopteri; Osteoglossiformes; Mormyridae
Product: mitogen-activated protein kinase kinase kinase kinase 4
Biological process (GO): protein phosphorylation
Cellular component (GO): cytosol
Molecular function (GO): protein kinase activity; ATP binding
Source: RefSeq, a predicted model, not a curated record
GACAAGGGUGAGCGCAGCUAACUAGCAAUACUUUUACAUCAUCGAUAUUUUAUACCAAAAAAAAAUCCACUUUAUGUCCAGCAGUCAUUACUUUACAAAGCUGUCAAUGCGGCCCUGUCAGUUGAACUUAUUUCUCCCCGUUUAAAAACAAAAGUAACGCUGGUUAAAGGGACAGUGGGUGUAUAUGUCUCCCUGGACAUAGCGUGCAUGAAUCACCCUUUACCCUGCAUUCUCAUAGACCUCCUGCUGCAGGGUGUAAAAUGCAAACUGCGCGCUUUAAGCGCACAUGCCGAGGGACCGUUGCUUUCUGAGCUGCACUUUUUUGAAAUUUUGUUUUCUUGGGGAGAGCAGGAGCAGGAGGAGGGGGGACCCUGUUUUGUUUCCUCCGCGUUUUCCGGGUUUCGCUGGAUGAGAAGUUUCCUGUGUUUGUCGCUCGGUUGGCUUCGCUUCGCUUCUCGCCGGCUCCGGCCGUGGACUGACAGGCUGUGCGGGACCCCCGCCGCCAUCGCAGCUCCCGCGUCCCGUUAGCGAUCGAUACCGGAGCCGGAGUCGCCAUGGCGAGAGACGGCAGGAGCCUGGACGGCAUCGACCUCUCCAUGCUCCGGGAUCCUGCUGGGAUAUUUGAGCUUGUGGAAGUGGUUGGAAACGGGACUUAUGGGCAAGUCUACAAGGGGAGGCACGUGAAGACCGGACAGCUCGCUGCCAUCAAGGUCAUGGACGUGACGGAGGACGAGGAGGAUGAGAUCAAGUUGGAAAUUAACAUGCUGAAGACAUACUCCCACCACCGGAACAUAGCCACGUACUACGGGGCCUUCAUCAAGAAGAGUCCCGCAGGGCAGGACGACCAGCUGUGGCUGGUGAUGGAGUACUGUGGGGCAGGGUCUGUGACUGACCUGGUCAAGAAAACCAAGGGUAACUGUCUGAAGGAGGACUGGAUCGCCUACAUCUGCAGGGAGGUUCUCCGGGGUCUGUCACACCUUCACUCUCACCAUGUCAUCCACCGGGACAUCAAGGGUCAAAAUGUGCUGCUGACUGAAAACGCUGAGGUCAAGCUAGUGGACUUCGGUGUGAGUGCCCAACUCGACCGCACCAUUGGCAGGAGGAACACUUUCAUUGGCACACCCUACUGGAUGGCGCCCGAGGUCAUCGCCUGUGAUGAAAACCAGGAUGCCACCUACGACUACAGGAGCGAUUUGUGGUCUCUGGGAAUCACUGCCCUGGAGAUGGCUGAAGGAGCCCCACCCCUCUGCGACAUGCACCCCAUGAGGGCGCUCUUCCUCAUCCCACGGAACCCAGCCCCGAAGCUCAAGUCCAGGAAGUGGUCCAAGAAGUUCCAAACGUUCGUGGACAGCUGCCUGCUGAAGAACCACCUGCAGAGGCCAUCCACUGAGACGCUGCUGCGGCACCCGUUUGUCAAGGAUCUGCCCCAGGAGCGGCAGGUGCGCAUCAUGCUCAAGGACCACCUGGACCGGACACGGAAGAAAAAGGGGGACAAAGAGGAGACUGAAUACGAGUACAGCGGCAGUGAGGAGGAAGAGGAGGACGUGAGCGAAGACACAGGAGAGCCGAGCUCCAUCGUCAACAUGCCCGGUGAGUCCACACUGAGGCGGGAGUUCUUGCGGCUGCAGCAGGAGACACGCAGCUGUGUGGAGACGCAGCGUCAACAGAGGCUGCAACAGCAGCAGCUCCUCGACCAGGAGAGAUACAAGCGGCAGCUGUUGGCCGAGAGGCAGAAGCGCAUCGAGCGACAGAAGGAGGAGCGGCAGAAACUGGAGGAUCAGCGCAGGCAGCAGCUGGACGCCGGCUUCCAGUGGCCAGAGCUGCAGGAGAUGCUGUGGCAGGAUGAGGUGGAGCCUGAUGGCAGGCGUGCCUCAGGCGAUGGGAGUAACGUGAAGAAGCAGGGAGCCGGCCAGCAGAAGGUGGACGAUGGCGGCAGGCCUGCGGCCCCCCUCAAGGAGCAGGGGACGGCAGCCCCCCCACAGAGCAGAAAAUUCCACCGCACGCUGCCCAAGGACCAGACGCAGCUGCUGUCACUUCAGCACGACCACAGGCAGCAGGAGCCCCAGAAGGCCGCUGCCGGCCCCGCCCCCUCACGGCCCGGCCCCGCCCCCUCCCGGCCCGGCCCCGACCCCUCACGGCCCAUCGCCGGCCGCCACCGAGCGGUGGAGGAGUGCCCCCUAGUGGGCGAAGGGCCUCGCCACAAUCUGAACCGCGUGGCUGCUGGUCUGCCCUCCCACAUCCAGUCUCGCCUGGGCUCCGGCAGCAACUCAAGCCCCUGCACCCCCGCCCUACAGAGGGCCGUCCCCCAGCAGAACGCCAACCUGCGUUCCAGCAGGGACGCCCAGCACAGCAGCUCCUUGUCGGACAUGGCCACCACACCCCUGUCCCCCACCCUUGAUGAUGUAUUCUGGGACUUCCCCAACUCUGAAGAGCACCCCCCCAAGGUCCCAGAACGUACAACAUCGAAGAUCUACUGCAAGGAACUGUUGAGUCAUCAGAGGACGGGUUCCAGUGGGUUUCCAGCAUCUCCAGGUGGCAGGGGGAGGUCCCCUCACAGUGGCUCCACCGGCAGCACCCAGUUUGAAUUCUCCAAGAUGCUGGAAAGUCCACGUCUGCAUUCGCGCCAGCAGCAGUAUCGGGCGUCCCAGGAAAGCUCUCCCGGGGGCGUGAAGCCAGGCUCAGCGCCACUGAAGGCUGCAGUGUACUCCUCAUCCAGUGAUGAGAUGGCGAGCAGCGACGAGGAUGAGAGGACCCGGCCUAGCCUGAAUAACGGGAUCCGGAGGUUUUACGGAUUCAGCCCUGACGGCGUGGUGCUGCGGCCUCAUGGCAACCUGAACCAGCAGCAGGUUCCCCCCCUGCAGCGGCCUCCAGUACAGGAGUGCAACCAGAACUACCUUCUGCCAGAUCUUCUGCAAAAAAGCCGCUGCUUUAGCAGCUCGGCCCUCCCCCAGGAUGGCCCCAAGUCCCCCCUGAAUCCCACAUCCCCACACCUCAAUUCCCCCACUGGCGGACAGCUGGGGAAGAGUGGCUCCUCCACAUCGUCAUCCCCCUCCUUCAUGCCUUUCAUCGACCCCCGGCUCAUGCAGAUCUCCCCCCCGCAGAGUCCGGUGGGCAGCAGCCCCACCAGCGGAAAGCCGGAGCCGUUCCGAAGGGAAAACCGCCGGAAGGGCUCCGUGGUCAAUGUCAACCCCACCAAUAUCCGGCCUCAAAGCGACACGCCGGAGAUACGCAAGUACAAGAAGAAGUUCCACACCGAGAUCCUUUGUGCGGGCCUCUGGGGCGUGAACCUGCUAGUGGGCACAGAGAGCGGCCUGUGGCUGCUGGACCGCAGUGGCCAGGGGAAGGUGUACUCGCUGAUCAGCCGUCGCCGCUUCCAGCAGAUGGAGGUGUUGGAGGGCCUCAACGUGCUCAUUACCAUCUCAGGUAAAAAGAACAAGCUCAGGCUCUACUACCUGUCCUGGCUGAGGAACAAGAUCCUGCGGAACGACCCUGAAGUGGAGAAGCGGCAGGGCUGGACAUCUGUGGGCGAGCUGGAGGGUUGUGUGCACUACAAAGUGGUGCGGUAUGAAAAAAUCAAGUUCCUGGUCAUCGCCCUGAAGAACGCCGUGGAGGUGUACGCCUGGGCCCCCAAGCCCUACCACAAGUUCAUGGCCUUCAAGUCCUUCACCUCGCUGCCACAAAAGCCACUGUCAGUGAACCUGACCGUGGAGGAUGGUCAGAGACUGAAGGUCAUCUAUGGCUCGCUGUGCGGCUUCCACGCCAUUGACGUGGACUCGGGGACACCCUACGACCUCUACCUGCCCACGCAUAUCCAGGGUCUCAUUCGACCUCAUGCCAUCAUCAUCCUGCCCAACACCAGCGGCACAGAGGUUCUGGUGUGCUAUGAGGACGAGGGGGUCUACAUCGACACCUAUGGGCGCAUCACCAAGGAAACGGUCCUCCAGUGGGGGGAGAUGCCCACUUCCGUCGCAUACCUGCAGUCCAACCAGGUGAUGGGCUGGGGCGAUAAGGCCAUCGAGCUGCGUUCGGCCAGCACCGGCCACCUCGAGGGAGUCUUCAUGCACAAGAAGGCCCAGAAGUUGAAGUUCCUGUGUGAGAGGAACGACAAGGUGUUCUUUGCCUCGGUCCAGUCGGGCGGCAGCAGCCAGAUCUACUUCAUGACGCUGGGCCAGAACUCCCUCUUCAGCUGGUGACACCGGGAGCCCGACAGCAGCGCUGGCAGCCUCGCCGAGUCCGGAUCACACCUGUACCCUGACCCGGAUCGGUGCCGGUCAACGAGCUUCCCAAGAAAUAGCGCUCACAUGAGUUGACGUGAAAAAGCAUUGUGUUAAAAGUCAGACCCAGUCAGGUUGGUCACUAAUAUUACUGUAAGUGCUCAGACACGUCAGGGUUCUGUCCGCGCCUCCAGCUUUUUGGUCGUGCAAUAAACACAGUAAGCGCAGCAUUUGAGACGUUAGCCGAAUACCUCAGAAGAGUAGCCUAGCUUGGCUGUUCCAGCCGGGAGUGACUGAGGCAGACACACACACUGGGAGCAGUCUCUCCGAAACGGAUUCCCUCUCUGACUGUAGCUGGCUAUUCCGUUUGUCAUGUGCCCCCAGUUGUUGCGAUACACCGUUCUGACCGAUGGCUCAGCUACACUCACACACACACACAGGCCCAUAGAUGCAGUGAUCCCGGGGAGGUAUGUGCUCCAAAGUGCCCCCCGCCACCCGCUUAGGCAUGUUGGGAUUCACGCAACGUGUGGGCUGCAGGCAGAGUGUGGUCCACCCCCCCGGCCUGCUGCAGUACGCCUAUGUACAUGGGCUGGUGUACAUAUUAAUUGCACUGUUUCAUAGUUAUUUCAUAUUUACUGGCCUCUUGCAUGUACAGUAUUAUUUUUACAUAAUAUCUACUCCUUUGCACUAGAAAGGUUAAAUGUAAAAUACCUGUAAGAAUUGCUUUACUGUAGUGGGCUUCUAAAAGAACUGAAGCUGGUUUAUUGUGUUCACUCAAUUUCAGUAUUAAUGCAAACAUUGACCCCCUAGAAUUAUUGACAAAUAUUUGGACUGGGGAGUGUGAUUUUUGUUCUUUUCUUUUUUUUAAUUUGGGCCUGAUUAGCAAACAAGACAGUAAUAAAUAUCUUGACUCUAGAUCAAACUACUUAUGCUGAAAUAUGCAUUAAAGGCUUCAGCCAAUUAAAGUGAGGCAAAAAAGCAGCAACC